AUGGCCUCUUCCUUCCUCAGAAGGAAGGUGGUGCACAGUCGAGAUUGGAGGAAUCACAGCUUUGUAACUGAAUUUAUCCUCUUGGGCUUCUCCAGGAACCCCAGAACCAACUGGAUCCUUUUCUUCUUCUUCCUCUUCCUCUACCUAUUUACAGUCCUGGGCAAUGGGCUCAUUGUUACCCUGAUCAGAGUAGAUGCCCGACUCCACACGCCCAUGUACUUCUUCCUCAGUAUCCUGUCCCUGCUGGAUCUCAGCUAUGCCACCACCACUGUGCCCCAGAUGUUGGUCCACCUAGUAAGCAAAAAUAAGACCAUCUCUUACGUUGGGUGUGUGGUCCAGAUGUACAUUUUUCUGACGUUAGGCAUCACCGAGACCUGGAUUUUUGCCGCUAUGGCCUAUGACAGGUAUGUUGCCAUAUGCUAUCCACUCCACUAUGGGGUUCAGAUGAGCCAAACACUAUGUAUCCUUCUGGCGGUCAGCUCGGCUCUUUGUGGUCUCAUCUGUGCCCUUGUCUACACCGUCUUUGCCAUGAAUCUGCCUUACUGUGGCCCCAAUGAGAUCAACCACUUCUUUUGUGAAAUUCCUGCUGUCUUGAAGUUGGCCUGUGCAGACACAUCCCUCAAUGACCAAGUGGACUUUAUCUUGGGUUUCAUCUUGCUUCUGAUUCCAUUAUCCCUCAUCCUGGCCUCGUAUAUCCGGAUCUUCAUGUCUAUUCUAAGGAUCCGUUCCACACAAGGGCGGAUAAAGGCCUUCUCCACUUGUGCCUCACACAUCACUGUGGUCACCAUGUUCUGUAUUCCAUGCAUGAUCAUGUAUAUGAGGCCUGGUUCCGAGGCCUCCCCAGAAGAUGAUAAGAAGUUGGCCUUAUUCUAUAAUGUCAUUUCUGCCUUUCUUAACCCUAUUAUUUAUAGCCUUCGGAACAAGGAUGUGAAGAGGGCUUUCUUAAAGUUGGUUGGAGUGAGUGAGAAUGUGUAA
Molecule: messenger RNA, 975 nt
Organism: Perognathus longimembris pacificus (Pacific pocket mouse)
Lineage: Eukaryota; Metazoa; Chordata; Mammalia; Rodentia; Heteromyidae
Product: olfactory receptor 2A5-like
Exons: 1
Coding region: 1-975 (324 amino acids)
Biological process (GO): G protein-coupled receptor signaling pathway
Cellular component (GO): membrane
Molecular function (GO): G protein-coupled receptor activity; olfactory receptor activity
Source: RefSeq, a predicted model, not a curated record